Molecule: messenger RNA, 2098 nt
Organism: Amyelois transitella
Lineage: Eukaryota; Metazoa; Arthropoda; Insecta; Lepidoptera; Pyralidae
Exons: 2
Coding region: 39-815 (258 amino acids)
Source: RefSeq, a predicted model, not a curated record
GCACUCGGGCGGCCGCCGCCGCGCGCUCCGCCCGCACCAUGUCGGUGCGCGUAGACCAUCGGGAUCGAGACCGAUUCUCGAGACAUUCUUCCCGCGCUUCUGUCGACUUAGCUUUUCCGAGCAGUUCUGCUCGCGACCACUCGUUUAGGUCUGUGCAUUCGGCCCGCGUGCCGAGAGUAGCUAGCGAUGACUUGAUGGUGCCCGUGCGCACGCUGCGGUCGGCAUCGUGUCGCGUAACUCCGGGCGCCCCUCAUCGCCUGCGCCGCCACCAUUCCUCGGCAGCGGAAUGCGAGCGCGCUCGGCGUUCGCGCCGUCACACCUUGGAGCUUCCGAACAGCCGGGGGCCCAGUGUGCGCAGCAGGUCUCCGGAGCCGCCCCCGCCGCCCGUCGAGCCCGAGAUCCCGCCCGAGGAAGCCGGGAAGGAAGCGAGGAGACGGCGCGUGGUGGCAGCCGUCGCGGCGUCGUUCUUCGCGCUCGCGCUGGCGUCGGUCCUCGUGGUGGUGGUGACGCUGACUCACAGCUAUGUGCUGCGAGCUCACAACCAAACGACCAAUUCGCCAGGAGAACGAGCGCAUGAUGCACGACGUCCAGCAGGCGGGGGUCUUAAAUCGCACCCAGUCCUCGGGGGCAUUGCGCUGACGCCGCGUUACUCGCCGCGUCCUCGCCUGGACAACGUCCGCCCGGCAGCCGCGCCUCCCGAGGAACCGGUCGAUACCGGGCCUUCACCGGAUCCGGCGCCAGAUGACCCACACGCCGCCCCACAACCGCUCGCUCUCAGACAACCCGUGACAGAAGUCACCCCCACCACCACGUGAGCUUCAUUCGCGGACGUAACGAAGUGAACGCACAAACUGACAGCGCCGGCUGUGACAAUGUGGACAGAGAGAAUUUUCAUAGACUAAGUUACUCGCACGUUGGCGGGUUGGUGACGCCGCAAGCUGUAGGUAGCUAAUGUGAAUUUGUGAAUAGUCAAGAAUGAAAUGUUACUUGUUGAAAUGUAUCGGGUAGGGUGUAAAAGACAACACGUCAGUAAUCAGGUAGAUGAGAUGCUGCUGACUUAACAUAUGACUAAAUGUAGGCUGAAGGAAGAAAUUUAAUUUAACACGCUAGACCUUUUUGGGUAUAAAGUUGCGACUGAGUAAAACCUUUAGGUAGUAAUCAUAAUAGUAGCCGAAUUAAUAUUACACUGAAUAUGGUAAAAUCAAUCGUAGAUUACGCAACCCCUAAGUUAGACAACCUUGGGAUCAAUCUUGUGGAACGGAUAAUAAAUUACAUUUCUUUCUUGAGCUAAUAUUAGAUUAUAAUAAAUGUUGAUGUUUGAAGUGAAUGUGCCAUACCAUGCACUAUGAAGUAUUCUGAUGUUGAGACUAACGCCCAUAUAAAAUAAAAUGUUGUAGGUUAUUAAAUUAGUAAUUGAAUCAGGUGUAAACUAUAAAAAUGUUAUUAUAAUGAAAAAUUUAAAUAUUGCCUAUAAUUUUACCGAUAAGUGCACACACAAUUUGUAUAAUUUAAAUUCAUCACAGUACAAUACUCUCACUUAAAUAAUUACUGUUUAUUCUAUCAGAUUACUCAGAGUUUAUUUUAUUAAAACUUAUAAAGGCUUGUGGCUUAAGCACAAUAUUUUUUAGUUUGAACUAUACUUCAAGUAUUCACAACCUAGUCGAAAGAGCUUUCAAAACUGUGCUUAAUCUGUUAAGAAUAAGAGCUUUUUGUAAGUAGUUGUUGUAGAUAUAUAUGUGGAACGACAAGUGUUAUGUCGUUAUUAGGGGAGCAACGCAAUCAGGCAAUGGUUUGAGGUUAAUCGAUUAUGUUAACCGUUGAUAGUGCGGUAACGUAGAGCAAUAGAGGUGAUACGGUACGUCGCUGGGUUUAACGAGAGUGCGCAUUUUUAAUAUGUAGGUAGGCACUACCUGAUAUUAAUAUUGUUAACAUGGUUUCUCUCUUUAUUUUAAUGCAUUUUUAUUUAAACGCUUUUAUUUAAGACCAAUGUGCUUUUGUGGACCGCAGAGAUACAUCAUCACAAAAAAUUAUAAAUAAAUGAAGAGAAAGACAAGAAAAAAUUACAACCAUUUUAUAAUAGAAUUUAAAGCCUUAUGGU